AUGUGGGUAAUGAUGACAAGCCUGCUCGGUUUGCCUUUUUUACUACUGGGAUGCUCAAAAAAGGAGAAGUCGGAAGUCAAGACGAAAACGGCGAAGACGUCCGAGACUGCGAAGACGAACAAGACUCGAAAUGCAGCAAAGUCGAGAAAUUCUGUGAAGGUUGCUCUGCCGGACGCCAGCUGCUUGGGCGCCGACCAGACAAGCUCAGGUUUCAUCUUUGAAGCCGUUCAAUCAGGAUUCUUCUCAAAGUAUUCUCAAUUUGAUUCUGAUAGUUUUUGUUAAGUUCCCUGCAAGCAAAAAAUGUCUGCGCCGCCUCCGCCGCCAGCUCCGAAAAAACAGAAGCAGGCUCCGUUUCUUAAAAAAAUCCAAGGUAGUAUCGAUAAAACGUUGGAAGUAUGGUUUAUAACAAGAAAAUGAGCGAAAUUCUCCGAGAGCUUUUGGAGAAGCUGUUCCGAAGGAGCAGCCGACGCAGCCCUGCUCCAUGAUCUCGACACGGCCGAAGUCGGAGCCGAAGGAAGGUCAAGGCUACGCUCUCCUAGCAGAAGCUGGAACCCAGGAGUUGGAUGCCGUCCAAAACAGCGACAACACUUGCGACGACGCGCCUUCCAUCAAAGUCUUGCGAAUCGUGCAACUUUCAACCUGAGCACUUUUUAGACGAACCGGGAUAAUGGUUCGCGUAGCGAAGUAGAAGAAACCUCCAGGAAAGCUGGGAUCGUCUAGGCUUCCGUCUUUGAAUUUUCAUCAAUCCCCUGUUUUUGUUUCAAAUCUUUGGUCCCUACAAUUCAUUUAUUGUUUCUUAUCGAGUUGCUUGAGAAGGAAAAUGAAAUUAGCCGCUUUUUUCGAAUGAUCUGGUAUUUCUGACAAACUGUAGCCAAUUCGAAGCGGGACCGCCUCGUCGGAAUCACUUAUUUUGGCCUCCACGAUGACGGAAUGCGUCUUCAUGGACAUUGAGGCCGAUUGUGAACCACUCGGAAGGCUCGUCUUUCAGGUAUUUCGGUCUCACUCAUGAAUCAAGAUAAUCUUAAUUAUUCGGAAGAGCCUCAGGAGCAGAACGUGUUUCAGAAUUUCUUUUCUUCGCUCACUGUAGAAUCAAACACUUUCCUGUGGUUUACCAUUGAAAAUAAGAUGGAUGUUCAUCGCUUAUUUCGAAUUUAGGCUCAGAAAUGGCUUCGAAGUUCUGAAAAAUAAUUCACAGAUUCUGAAAAUGAGCAUUUUUCCAGAACCAGAUUAAAAAAAAUCUUUUUUUUUCUAUUUUUGGUACGGUUUUCAGUCUUUCUGAUCGUCGAGCUGAGUUUUGGACGUAAUAAAUUGUAAUUUUAUUUUUCGAAAAUCAGAGAAAAUAUUCGGUCUCGUGAAACAAUAGACUGAGCUGUGUUUUUAUGAAACGUCUAUAGAGAUUAGUCGGAAAAACAAUAAAAUCUCAUUGAAAGAUGGACCAGGAGAACCAAUGUAUAACUUCCAGCUGAACACGGACAAGUGUCCCAAAACUUGUGAGAACUUCCGACUUCUUUGCACAGGACAGAAUGGAAAAGGCUUCGAAGGCUGCCUUUUCUAUCGCGUCAUUCCCGGAUUCUGUGCCUGUGUAGGUCUUCUUUCCUCCAUUUGAUGUUGGAACCGUUCAUAACAGCAGAUUGCAGCCUGGAAAUGCCAUUCAGACUUGUGGAAAUAGAUCAGAAAAAACGUCUUCGAAUGAGCUUUUGCAAGUAGAAACAUUUUUUGGAGUCAGGGGACUUCGAAACGCAAAACGCCGAUCGGAGCGGCGGCCACAGCGCCUUCGAGUCCAAGUACUUCGCCGACGAAAACUUCCACGUUCUGCACAAUAAGCGGUUUUUUCAUGUCAAAAAAAGCCGUUCCAAGCUGUAUUAUAGCGGCAUUCUGGGUAUGGACAACUACGGCUGGCCAAAUACCAACAGCAGCCGAUUUUACAUCACUUUCGAUGAAACGCCCUGGUAAUAAUUUCUUGUUUGAGAAAGCGCUUGAAGAUAUUCACCACGACUGGAAGUCAGGUCAAGGACUGUAUAUUUUGAGGAUGAACAACUUCCACGUGGCAUUCGGGGAGCUCGUUGAAGGAUUCGACGUACUCGACAAGAUUGAGAAGCUUGGCGUUCUCGAAGGUUCGGCUUCGAAUCAAAAUUAUUUUUUUAAAUCCUAAGUGUCUUUCAUGUUCUUUUUAAGUUACGUUAACAGAAUCGGUAACAGAAGGGUUUUUUCAAUUUCAAGUGUUCCUUUUUAUAAAGGUUUUCCAAUAUUUCAGUUUAGUGUGUGCCAGUAUCGCAACACGAGAAAAAACAUGUCUUCGAAUCAGAAUUACGACUGUAAUUCUUGGAUUUCGAAAAAAAAAAUCUUUAAGAAAUCUGCAUGGCUGAAAUCAGAAAGAACCUGAAUGUAGUCUGAUGUUUGCUGAGCAAUCGACCUGAUACCGUCUUGUUCGACAGAGUUUUUGUCUGCCUUGAAUCUGAUAGAGGCUAAGGGUUAAAUAGGUGACAGAAACUCAGAAAUGAAUCAAAAAAGCGCAACUUUUUCGUUGCCAGAACUGUAUCAGAGGAUCAACGACGGUUUGCAGGAAACGGACCUCAGAAGGGACGGACGCUGAAGUCGUUGCGCAUCGUCAAGUGCGGCAGAGUGCAUCAGACAAUCGAAUGA
This is a messenger RNA of Caenorhabditis auriculariae, 2643 nucleotides long. NCBI's taxonomy places the organism in Eukaryota, Metazoa, Nematoda, Chromadorea, Rhabditida, Rhabditidae. The record is from the annotation of a GenBank genome assembly.